AUGUUUAAACUUGUAGUAUUAACGUUGUUGAUUGAAGUGCAAUCAAAGCAGACUGAUCACUGUCCUCGUGGAUGUAGUUGUGUUGAUAACGCGGAAGUAUUUUGUCCAUCAUCUGCUGCAGUUGAUCAGAUAUUCACGAUUGCUUUUGGGGAUCACUUUCGGAGCAGACUCCGUAAAUUGUCCAUUGUGAACAAUUCAAUUCCCAAUCCAGUCCCUCUACCCUUAUUCGACCACUUACAGUAUUUGGAUCUUUCGUCGAAUGGUAUCAAAUCAUUUAAUACGCCUGCACAAAGCAUAUAUCCAACUGUGACCACUUUAAUUUUGCGCGCCAAUAAAUUUCGAGUAUUAAAAAGAGAUGCCUUCCUGAUGUUUCCGAAUGUUGAACUCAUCGAUCUCAGUCAUAAUGAGCUCUCGAAUAUUGACUGGGAAGCAUUUAGACUAUUUAAACUGAAACGGCUGUCACUCGCUUACAAUAACUUAUUGAGUGCGGUCAAUUUCGCAAAUAAUAUGAUUCGGCGCUUUGAUUAUGAUUCUUUUUCGACACUUUAUCAGAUUGAAAUGAUCGAUUUAUCAUUCAACGAACUCAGUGCAAUACCUGGUGGAGAUUUACGUCAAUUCAUAGGUCUACGCACCCUUCAUCUUGACGGUAAUUAUUUUGAUAGAAUUGCUGAUGGUGAUUUUGUACUGCCAGCUCUUCAGGAGCUCACUAUUUCAAAAUGCUUAUCGUUGCGCCUCGUUGAGAGGAAUGCCUUUUCCUUGCUACCAUCACUACGUCGUCUCGACUUGAGUGCGAAUGUAAACCUCGUUUUUAUUUCACCACAUCUUUUUUCUAAGAAUAUCACACUUCACAGUUUCAAUGUAUCAAAAGCGGCCCUCCAAACGGUAUCUGAAUCAGUUAUGGCUUCAACAAGUCAUAUUAAUCUUAGUGGUAAUAAGCUGAAAUGCGAAUGUAUCAAAAACACCGUAGGACUGUAUAACAAUCGCAUUUCGGACCGUGACCAAGCCGAAUGCUCAACGCUGUCGGGAGCAUCGAAAAGACUUGCGGAUCUGCGAUCAGUCAACGAAAACUGCACACUGGAAGCGAUCCUUCCUUUUGGCGAUUCCCUGAUCACAUCGGUUGGUGAGAUGUUCUCAAUGUAUUGUGCAUCUCAACAGGUCACUGAUAUUGUCUCGUGGACAUUCCCCAAUGGUACACAAAUUACAGCCGAUCCAGCUGCUGUCGCUUCGUCCACUAAAUUUCUGGAUAUUAACGAGUUUAUCAACAUUAAUCCUCUUCAAAUAACUGCAUAUCCUCGUUACCAAUUCAGUACACAAAUAUUCACACUGAAACCACGCAUAUCUGUCACAACUGAGCAACUCCGAUUUGAAGCCACAUUCGCUGAAGACAGUGGUGAAUAUCGCUGUUCAGUUCGAAGAGGAUCGCAGGUAUCGCACAGGACAAUUCAGCUGAACGUUAUCAGCCCAACGAUCACUUUAUAUGCCCUUGAGGUGAGGCUUGCAGGACAAUUUGCUAAAUUGCCUUCAACUGGUCCUAAAAAGAUUGUAUGUAACAGUAUAUUCAAUGCCGAAUUACAAUUAGAUUUGCCUGCACGACCAGUGCAUGCAACUGAUCGUAUCCACUUAUUGCUGCAUGUAAAAGAUGCAACUGGUCUGGCGAGUAGAACCAUUCAGUUAUCGUUGCACAAUCCCUGGUUCAGCUAUAAUGUUAUGCGAUUGAAACCGAAUCAGAAUUACACAUUUUGUUUGUGCUAUUCGAUGCAAGAAUACGGUAAAGAACGUACAUUGUAUGAAACUUGUGCUGAUCUAAUAACGUCGCCUAAUAUGUCAUUCUUUGAUUCACUUAAUUUACCCACGUCGAGAAUGAAUCAGAGCAUAAGUGGUCAAAGUUUUCUCUCAUCAGCAUCUUCGACUGCUCAUGAACCUCCUUUUUCGGUCACGUACGAAAACCAACUGCCGAUCAGUUUGAAUCAUACGGUAACUAUCUGUCGUAACGAAAGCAAUACAGCAUCGUCGACUGGUCGACGAGGGACAGUAUCGAAUGAUCGAUUAAUAGCAGAAGAUAUGGCCUUGUGA
Molecule: messenger RNA, 2073 nt
Organism: Anisakis simplex (herring worm)
Lineage: Eukaryota; Metazoa; Nematoda; Chromadorea; Rhabditida; Anisakidae
Source: the annotation of a GenBank genome assembly